AUGAGUGAAAAAAGAAAAUCGAGUUCUUCUAGUUCUUCAAUACUAUCUUACUUCAAAAAAAGUAAUAAUUCAAUAAACGAUCAAAAUGAUAUUGACGAAACAUUAUUACCAUCAACAUCCACAGUUUUUACGCCUUUAACUGAUAUUUUAGAACCGUCAAGUUCUACAAAUUUGACUCAUCCUGCUUCUAAUAAUGAUAUUAAAAUAAUAAUUAAAACAUAUGAUAUUGGCUUAUAUAUACAGCAAAUUAUAGAUGAUCAUACUCGAUAUAAUUUAUUAAAAAACCAUUGGGUUGCACCAAAGAGUUAUGUAUAUCCAUUUUCUUUACAAAAUUUGAAAGGAAAAGAAAUACGUCAACAUUUACAACAAAAACAUUUGGAUAUGUAUCCAUGGAUUGUAUAUUCAGAAAGCAAAAAUGGACUAUAUUGUAAAUAUUGUACUUUAUUUUACUCUGGUGGUCAUGGUACUGGAAAAAAAAAUUAUAUGACUCUUGGUUUACUAGUAAAUAAACCAUUACAAAAUUUUAAACAUUUAAUGGGAAACACAGGAGAUCUUCACUCCCACGAAAUAACUAAAUAUCAUAUUGAAUCAGUUUUGAGAGCGCAGGAUUUAAUAAAGACAUACGAAAACCCUUCUCUUGAAGUUGUUAGUCAGAUAGAUUCUAACCAUUUGAAACAAAUAACAGAAAAUAGAAAUAGAUUGCGCUCCAUUAUUAAGUCUGUAUUACUUUUAGCUCGCCAAAACAUACCUUUUCGAGGUCAUCGGGAUGACGGACCUUUGUUGAAAAAUAAUGAAUUAUCUCCAAAACUGAACGAAGGAAAUUUUCGAGAAAUAUUAAAAUUUCGAAUUGAGUCUGGUGAUAUGGAAUUAGAAAACCAUUUAAAAAAUACAAGUUCCAAAGCUACUUAUAUAAUCAUACGGUAUAUUAAUGAGGAUUACACUGUUCAAGAAGAUUUCCUUGGUUUUAUAGAUCCACACAGUUAUAAUUUCGAAAAUUCUGAAAUAGAACCAAAAUUAAAUGGUAAAAUAUUAGGAGAAACCGUUUUAAAAUUAAUGAACAACUUCAAUUUGGAUUUGAAUAACUGCGUUGGUAUUGCUACUGACGGUUGUAGUGUUAUGGCUUCAAAAGUAUGUGGUGCAGUAAAAACUAUUCUGGAAAAGAUACCCAGUGCUGUCAGAUGUCCAUGUUUUAACCAUGGCUUGAAUCUUGCAAUUUCUAAAGGUUGUCAAAUUCAGUCCAUCCGGAAUAGUUUUGGACAAAUUAAAGAAAUUAUUUCAUUUUUUCGUGGAAGUUCGAAACGAAAUUUUGUACUAAAAUCUGUUCUACAUUCCUCACUACAGUCACUUUGUGAAACUAGGUGGGUUGAGAGGUAUACAGCAGUGACACAAUUUUUGACUGGAAUUUCGGAAAUUAUGGAUUCUCUUCAUAAAAUAAGCAAUUGGAAUGAUCGAGAAUCAUCUAGUAAAGCCAAGGUUUUAUUGAAUUCAAUUGACUGCGAAUUCAUCAUCACUCUUUAUGUUGCUUCACAUAUAUUUUCAAUUACACAACCAUUAAGCGUAAUUUUGCAAAAAAAAAAUUUUGAUAAACAGUCUGCAGUUAACUACAUAAAUAAAACUAUUGAAAUUUUAAAUAAACUUAGAUUAGAAGGCGAAACAGUGUUUAAAGAUUUGUACUUCAAAGCUGUGGAACAAAUGGAUAAAUUAGAAAUUACUGUAAAAAAGCCAAGAACAAAAUCAAUAUACAGCAUCACAGACAGAAUCCAGAGAUUACAAAGGUGUGAAAAUGAGCGCUCCCCACUGCAAUUAGUGAUCAUGAGGCAAAGGAAAAUCCUUGUGGCAACUUCCACGUUUGGGAAUGUUUCUGCUAAUUUGUCUGCUUUUAUUAAAGAAUGA
Melanaphis sacchari is the source of this 1893-nucleotide messenger RNA. RefSeq names its product 52 kDa repressor of the inhibitor of the protein kinase-like. The coding region runs from base 1 to 1893 and encodes 630 amino acids. The transcript has 3 exons. The record is from RefSeq and is a predicted model, not a curated record. Lineage: Eukaryota; Metazoa; Arthropoda; Insecta; Hemiptera; Aphididae.